CCCGUAUACAAUCUAGUUCGCCAUGCAGACCGUCCUCAUCAGAGUUCCACGAGAUACUCGAUGCCGCCGAAGGAUUUGAUCCUUCAAGAAAGCUAUUACAAUCAAUAGCUGAAUUGAGUCAAGAAUAGUCGGCGAGGGCAACUAUUGAAGUAGACAAACGGACCGACCUGAGGUCUUCAGUGAAGUAUAUAAACCUCUGGUUUCCUGGCCUUCCAACAGUAUCAUCAGCUCAAACUUCAUCGCAAAGCCUUCUCAAGUACAAACACACAAUCUCAAUUGAAAUCAUGAAGCUCACGAUCGGCCUCGUUGCUCUUGCCCUUCAGCUUACGGGCGUGGUUGCAGGAAGAACUCCGGACGAAGUCGCAGCUCUCACCGAGAAGUGUGGAGAUCUUGGAGUUCAGCAGGUCCCCGAAGGGGCUGACCCCGCCAACUAUCGUGACUGUGCGAACCAUCCCCUCGGAAACAACUAUCGCACCGCCAAGGAGCAAUCUCUCAGCCCAGAGGAGGGUAUCCAUGCGCGAGGCGACGUGGCCAACAUGAAGGGCGCCGAUAUCUUCAAAAGGAAGCAGCAAGCAUGCGAGUGGAACAGUAGGGAGGGUUGCAGUGGCGGAUACUGCUGGAAGUCUUGCGGCUCGCCUGGCGAAUGGUGCUGGACCGCGGCUGGUGAUGGAGGCGGCCCUUGGCUCCAAUGCAGGAGCUACAACGACUGCAAUUUCAGUGCAAACUGCGGAAAGGGAUGCAAGCCAGGAAACAACUCCUGUGGCUGCAGCUGCUAAAUGCGGAAAAGCAAGACCUGAAGAACAUCUUGAUGGCAUUUGGGCGUCAGGGUAUAGCAGUUGAAGAGAGUAGUUGUUGGGGUUAGUUCCGUGCUACAAUUGUUGGAAUGUUCGUCUG
Molecule: messenger RNA, 894 nt
Organism: Aaosphaeria arxii CBS 175.79
Lineage: Eukaryota; Fungi; Ascomycota; Dothideomycetes; Pleosporales
Exons: 2
Coding region: 285-776 (163 amino acids)
Source: RefSeq, a predicted model, not a curated record